AAAAAAUGAUGAGGCUGACGUCCUGUUUGUUAUUGGCUGCCUUUGCCACAUACGGUUUCGCACAAGAAAAUGGAAUCGACUUUGAUAAUCCGGGAAACUGCGGUACAGAAGCCAGCAAUUGGAAGCCAUGCAUUGAACGAAAGGUAGCAGAUCAAGUUUUCGGUAGCUGCUGCUCCAGAUUUGUGCCACCAGAGUGUCGCAGUCUUUGCAUCUAUGAGACAAAUGCUAUUGAAGCUAGAGUUGUGCUGAUGCACGCCAUCCAACCAUCCCGUUGCCGUCUCUACAAAUACUUGCCAGCAAUUGUACAUUGUGCGGCUCAAACCCACGACAACAGCGAAUGCUGCAGAUCCAACGGAGUCGCCGAGCUCGGGGAGCAAUGUGUUCAGAUGUGCCAGCCACAAAGUAAUCCAAGACGAUUCUGGGGAGUGAAGUCUCUCCGUAAGGAUAUGGUUGUGUGUCUCGCACGAUGGGAUCAAAUCAUGCAGUGUCAUCAGUCUGGACUCAGAGCACGAAAGGUGCCACGUGUCAAUGCCUAAUUUAGAACAUUUGCCGAAAUCUCAAUCUCAAUGCAUUUAUAAUUAUUAUUAACACCUGUUACUCAUUUCUCCGUUAUUUUCAUUUUCUCUUCCUCUUUUCUUAUACUAUUCUCUAAUCAAGCUCAUUCACUUUCUCCGUCUCGAUCAUAUCAUAAACUUAUUUUCUC
This is a messenger RNA of Caenorhabditis elegans, 703 nucleotides long. It is a transcript of the gene dbd-19, whose product is annotated as DB domain-containing protein. The record is from RefSeq and is marked reviewed. The transcript has 3 exons. The coding region runs from base 6 to 536 and encodes 176 amino acids. NCBI's taxonomy places the organism in Eukaryota, Metazoa, Nematoda, Chromadorea, Rhabditida, Rhabditidae.